AUGACGCACCUCUCCUCGUUUCGCGCUCUCAACCGAGCUCGAGUUUCCCUCCAUCUCCUUCCAGCUCGAACACCGUACUUGAAUACUUCCUCUUCCACCUCACUCUCUUCCUCACUCCGAACUGCACGACCAUGGAUUGCCACUACAAUACUAGAUUCUCACAAGGCCCGCCAACAAUCCACAUCAAAUAAGCCCUCAGGUAGCUCCGGCAAGCCUAACAUUAGGCAUGUCGUGCCGCCCACGCCGUGGCAGCUACUUCGGCGCUCUUUUUCUCUCCGUGGAAUCCUCUCCUCCUUAACUCCAAGUGGGAUCAAGAAGCUCUAUCGAGAGAGCCCCCUGGAGCUCGUGGCUGCCCUCGCCAUUCUCGCCGGCCUCAUGGGCAUAUCGGCCUACAUUGUCAAUGUCUGCAUCAACUACUUCUAUGCGCCCCAGUUCACCCGAUACCCUCCCGCCAUUGCCAAGUCUCUUCGGCGCGCCCUUUACUACACGAAUAUGCAGCCGGAUCCUCAGUUGGCCAGGAAGUGGUAUAAGAAGGCUCUGGAGCAGUGCGAUGAACUGGGUCUCGACCCUUUCUCGGAUGAGGUCCUGGGCAUCAGGAUUCAGACCGCUGCUUGGCUGGAGAAGAUUGGCAACUACCAGGGCGCCAUCACCAUCCUGGAAUCGGUGCGGAAGGAUUGCACCAAAUGGGUCGACGCCAUGGAGAAGGCCGUCGCGGAUGGCACCGUCGACAAAUCAGGGAAUGUGCCCGUCGUCAAAAAGGGCGACGAUAACGAUCAGGACGAUGACGAAUCAGUCCCGGAGAACCUAUGGCGGAAGCGCAACCGCCUGCUCGCCAAGGCCGUGGGCACGAGCACAAAACUCGGCGAGCUCUACGCCGACGAUCACGUUAACGAUUCCGAGAACGCCCAGACUCGUCUGACGUGGGCCGUCGAAACCGCCUUGUCCGAGGCAAGGAGGCGAGCUACCGAGGGCGUCAAACCGGAGGAAGGGAGCUGGCUCUCGCCCGAGGAGUUUGGCGGCGCCAUGGAGUCGCUUGCCAAGCAUUACGAGUCCAAGUCGCAGUUCCACCUCGCCGUGCCCUUGCUUUUCCAGGCCCUGCGGCUCUGCCAGAGUCCGUGUCACCGACCCACCAUUAUGAACAACCUAGCCGUCUCCUUCGCACAGCACCCCGUGUUAAGCAGCGCCUCGGAACCGAUCCCCAACGCCCCGGCCGUAUCAAAUGCCGUCGAUGCUUCCGGCAUGCCGACCACGCGCGACGGCUUCCUCGAGGCAGCCUGGAACUGGGCCCGCAACGCCAGACGCCAUGCCAAGGACGUGGAAGCGAGUGAGAGGACCCCUGAGUGUGACGAGGCCUGCGCCGUUGCACUGUCCAACAUGGGGGAUAUUGCCGCCAUGCAGGGUAAAGUUGCGGAAGCGCGCCGUCGAUUUCAGCAAUGCAUCGAGCUGAGCCGCAAGAUCGAGUUUGAGCAAGGCGUCACACAGGCAGAAGCCGGCCUGCGGAAUCUCAGGACUGCUGGCGACGUGUAG
Molecule: messenger RNA, 1527 nt
Organism: Sodiomyces alkalinus F11
Lineage: Eukaryota; Fungi; Ascomycota; Sordariomycetes; Glomerellales; Plectosphaerellaceae
Product: TPR domain-containing protein
Exons: 2
Coding region: 1-1527 (508 amino acids)
Biological process (GO): protein quality control for misfolded or incompletely synthesized proteins
Cellular component (GO): i-AAA complex
Molecular function (GO): misfolded protein binding
Source: RefSeq, a predicted model, not a curated record